Messenger RNA from Aplosporella prunicola CBS 121167, 1721 nucleotides. RefSeq lists its product as uncharacterized. NCBI's taxonomy places the organism in Eukaryota, Fungi, Ascomycota, Dothideomycetes, Botryosphaeriales, Aplosporellaceae. The transcript has a single exon. The record is from RefSeq and is a predicted model, not a curated record. The coding region runs from base 371 to 1288 and encodes 305 amino acids.
GCGAGGGUCGUCCAGUAGGUCCUCAAGCCACCGACCUUCUAUUAUCGGCACACUCGCCGAGUCUCUCGCCAGCGUCGAGGACAAUGGUACUUCUGUAUCCGGAUCUGGUUCUGGUGCGAGCGAAACACGACAAUAUCCCGGUAGCCUGCGCCACAAAGGCGCGCGUAAGUGGCAGACUGCGCGUGCGUACUCAGAGUCUUCUUCGGUGGAGCCAAUAAAGCGCUGGCGGAGGCCCGGUGAGACUGGCGGAGUAUCUGGCAGCUGGAACGACCCCUACCCACGACCCGUCCCAAGUCCGAGUUUGAGAAGCAGUGAGCGCGCUGGGAUGAGUGAGAGCGUUUACUCGGAUACAGAAGGGUCAAAUAACAACAUGGACGUGAGCGGGAUGAGCGCUCUCAGUUUGGGAAUAGAAGAGAUGGAGUUGGACGAACGGGACGAGUACGCCUACGAGAACAGAAGCGGGGAGGGUCAACAUCAGCCGGCCCCCUACAUGAGCCCGAUACCCGAACCUCUGAAGCUGUCAAAGGAAAAGCUCUCGUCGCCUAUAUCAGCACAGCGAACCAGCACCCACGACUCCAUGAUCCUCCCGCCCCCAGUCACCCCUCCGCCUCGAGCACAACGCAACUCAACCCUGCGCAUCCCAAGCGGCCGCAUGGAGCGCGACUCUCUCGGCAACAUUGUGCAUUACCUGUCCGCAGGCGAGACACCGACGAUCGAAGAGCUCAACUACGCCAUCGCCAUCCACAAGAGCGGCACCAUGUCGCAGAGCCGGCGCUCGCAGCAUGCCCGCUCGGGCUCGACGCCGCACCUGCCCCCGCCGACGCCGACGCGCCUCUCGCAGGCCAGCACUGUGCGCGCAUCCCGUCUCAGCCCUUCCCGCCUAUCUCGCCUCUCCUCUGCCGUCCGCCAGCAGCUCGCAGCGCAGGCCGCCGGCACCAGCGUCAUCAACCGCGGACAUCCACGUGCGAGCGCCCGCUUUAGCAGCAACGGUGGCGGUAGUGGUGGUGGCAGCGGUAACAACGCCUCCGCGGCGAAGCCGCCUAGCAGGACACCCCUCGCUACCAUCAGCAGCAGCAACGUGAACCUGCAGAACGCGGGGCUGGGCAGCGCAGCCACGACGGGCGCGAAGCUGGUCGGGGCGCCUAAGGGGAAGCGGCCUAUUAGCGUGGAGCGGACGGGUCGGUGGAGCAGCCUGCGCGGAGUGAAGGAGGGGAUGCCGGCGCAGAAUGAGGGGAGCCAGUCGGUGCUGGGGACGAGCCCUGUUAGAGGGAAUGAGGCGUUUUUGUAGGUUGUGAUGAAUGUUGGGAGCGGCGAUGAGUGGUUUGCUAGAGGGAGUUAGGGUGUGUGGGGAGGGCGUUGGGUAAUGGGUAAGUGUGUUUGGCGUUGACUGGGAUAGGGAGUUGUGGUGGUAGGUAGUAAUGAGAGUGGUCCUCUGCAGGAUGAUGGGUGUCUUCUCGUGAUUGGUGAUGAUUGAUGUAGAUGUGGGCUGGAAUGCAGAAAAGCUUAAAGGAGCUGCUGACCUCAUGAGUGCUAGAUGGCUUUGGGAGACACUCACUUGACAUGCUUUUGCCUGACCGCGGCCUUUUGAGCGCAAACCCAAAUAUCUUUCCAGUGCCUCUUUGCACAUACAGUACAUGCGCCACUCACUUAGCAUACACCUCCAUAGGCCCAUCUUCAGUUUCUCUUCGUUCAGACCCUUUUUUUUUUUUUUUUUUUUUUUU